AUGGAUAAUCUAAGAUUCUUAAUAGUAGAUAACUUAAAAUGCAAAGACAACAAUAAUAAGGUGCAUGGUUUUGAAGGCUUGGAGUUUGAUUUUGCAGAGCUAAGAUGCUUCUGUUGGGAUGUUUACCCCUUCACAUCGUUGCCAUUGAAGUUUUAUCCAGAGAACCUUGUAGUACUUGAGAUGCGCAACAACAAUCUUGAACAACUACGGACUGGUAUCAAGAAUCUUGUUAAUUUAAAAUAUAUUGAUCUAAGCUACUCAAAACAUCUUCGUAAAGUCUCGGACCUCUCACAGUUUCCAUAUCUAGAGAGCUUGAUUUUAGAAGACUGUACAAGUUUGUUUGAGAUCACUCCUCCAUCUCAGAAUCUCAAUAAACUUGUUAAUUUGAAUCUGAAAAAUUGCAAAAAUCUCAUCAGUCUUCCAAUUGGUAUUCAAUCAAAGUCUCUUAGAGAUGUUAUUCUCUCUGGCUGCUCUAAUCUCAACAUAGCUCCAAGCAUCUCAUGUAAUAUAGAACGACUGUGUUUGGAUGGAACUGCAAUAAAAGAGUUAUCUUCUUCCAUCGAAUGUCAUUCCAAACUAGUUGAAUUGAAUCUGAAAGACUGUUUAAGGUUUGAAAGUCUUCCAAGCAGCCUUUGUAAUCUGAAAUCUCUUCGACAUCUUAAUCUCUCUGGUUUGUCAAAUCUGAAGACUGUUCCAGAGAUCCCACCCAAGAUAGAAGAGUUAUAUUUAGAUAGAACAGCAAUAAAAGAAUUGUCUUCAUCAAUUGAGAAUGUAUCCAAUCUAAUUAAAUUGGAUCUGAGAAAUUGUUCAAAUCUUGAGAGUUUGCCAAAUGGCAUUGGUAAAUUGAAGUCUCUUAAUUAUCUUAAUAUCUCCGGUUGUUCCAAACUUUGCAGAUUGCCUAAAGACAUAGGAAAUUUGGAAAGUUUGGAAGUUCUAGAAGCUAAUGGAGUGACUAUAAGAGAAUUACCUUCCUCUAUGGUACGUUUGAAAAACCUUCAUGAUUUAUCUUUCGAGAGAUGGAAGAGUCAAGAGCCGGUGUCUUCACUAUCACCUAUUUUAUCAGGUUUGCAAUUUUUAAGGAGAUUAAAUUUGAAUAACUGCAGUCUUACAGAGCUACCCAAUAAUCUUGACCAGCUGCCCUUACUCAGAGAUUUAGAAUUAGAAGGAAACAAUUUUGAGAGCGUACCAACAAACAUCAUCAACCUUUCUAAGUUACGCCUCCUUAACAUAAGGUUUUGUAAUAAGCUUCAAUCUUUGCCAAAGCUUUCACGUAAUAUACAAGAUCUAAAGGCAGAUGGUUGCAAAUUGCUGAAAGCAUUAUCUGGUUUGACAAUUCCAUGUCAGGGAUAUUACAAAAGGACACUUAGCUUCAUCAAUUGUUUCAACCUAGAUUGGAAUGUACUUAGAAACAUCCUGAAAGAUUCUGUAUUGAAAAUGUACUCAGAUAGAACUUUGUGGUUGGAAGUUAUAGAGGGAGUUGGCAGUCGAGAAGGUUGUAUGUGUUUCCCUGGAAGUGAAAUUCCAGAGUGGUUUGACAUUCAAAGUAGUGGAUCUUCUAUAGAACUUCCCAAAGGUUCGUUCAAUCAAAAGUUUCUAGGUUGUGUCUUUUGCACCAUUGUUGGAUUCCCAGAUUAUCAUCGUUUCUACAAUGACAUGGUAAUUCGUACAUCUGAGUUUCAUGAAUUCCCUUGUGAUACGGAGGCCAUCAUCAUUUUCAAUAGUCCAGGCAGUGUAAUAAAGAAGUGUGGGUUACAUUUAUUGUUCACUCAAGGGAUUGAGGAACCUAUGAAAAGAUCCAGAUUUUCUAUCUUUGAUGAAGAUGAAGCUCACUCUAAGAGAUUGAAAUCUUCAAAUUUCUUUGAAGGUGAAUCCAGCUCAAGGUCUGAGUUGCAUCUAGUACCACAUGAGAAAGAAGUAGUGGAAGAGUUCAAUCCAAGUACAAAUGAAUCCAGUAGCUUUACUCUUUUGGAUUUGGAUGAGUUCUCUCAAGAUUUUGUUGGAUCAACAAUGGAUUUGACUGCCACAACCACCCUGCAGCCUACUGACAACGACGGGGUAGAAUCUAGUACUGGAAGUGGCUGCUAUUAUGAUGAAGAUGAAGUGAUCAACCAUAACUGA
Molecule: messenger RNA, 2118 nt
Organism: Pistacia vera
Lineage: Eukaryota; Viridiplantae; Streptophyta; Magnoliopsida; Sapindales; Anacardiaceae
Product: disease resistance-like protein DSC1
Exons: 5
Coding region: 1-2118 (705 amino acids)
Source: RefSeq, a predicted model, not a curated record